This is a messenger RNA of Solanum pennellii, 1543 nucleotides long. RefSeq names its product UDP-glycosyltransferase 79B6-like. Gene Ontology annotation, molecular function: UDP-glycosyltransferase activity. The record is from RefSeq and is a predicted model, not a curated record. Lineage: Eukaryota; Viridiplantae; Streptophyta; Magnoliopsida; Solanales; Solanaceae. Bases 59 to 1435 code for a protein of 458 amino acids. The transcript has a single exon.
GAUGUACGAUUGAAGUUAAUAAAUUGAAUGAACCGAAACAGAGGUAGCAAUUCAAAAUAUGGCGGAAUUCAUAGAGUCAAAGUUGGAAAUAGUGAUGUUCCCAUGGCUUGCUUUUGGGCAUUUGAUUCCAUUUAUGAAUCUCUCAAAUGAACUUGCAAAAAGAGGUCACAAUAUCACAUUCUUGUUGCCCAAAAAUGCUGAAACUAGACUUCAAAAACUCAAUCUUUACCCGAAUCUCAUCAAAUUUCAUAAACUGAUAAUACCUCAUGUUGAUGGCCUUCCAUAUGGAGCAGAGACAACAGCUGAUGUUCCUGGACCAUUGGAGAGUCUGUUAGCCACAGCUUUUGAUGAAUUGUAUGAUGAAAUCAAAUCAAUUCUUCAAAAUCUAAAACCCCAUUUCGUUUUCUUUGAUUUUGCUUAUUGGAUUCCUGAUUUAGCGAAAGAAAUUGGGGGUAUCAAAACUCUGAUUUACCUACUUAUUUCCCCUGCUGCACUGUGUAAAUCAACGGAUAAGGCUACUUUUAUGACAUCAACUGCAGCUGAGCUAGUAAAGCCACCACCAGGUUACCCUUCUACUACUGUGGUGUUGCAUGAAAGCGAAGCUAAGUUGUUGUCAUUUGUAUAUCAAGAAUAUGGCAAGGGGGUCACGUUUCAAGAACGAUUGGACAAGGCACUUACACGAUGCGAUGUAAUAGCUGCAAAAACAUGUAGAGAGAUUGAAGGUAUCUUUUGUGAAUACAUAGCAAAUCUACUUGAAAAGCCAGUCAUUUACACUGGACCUGUGAUUCCCGAGCCCAAAAAAGAGCAACAUGAAUUAUCAAAUUGGCUCGAGAAAUUCGAGCCAGGAUCAGUAGUGUUUUGUGCAUUUGGGAGCCAAUUGAUUCUUGAAAAGGAACAGUUUCAACAACUUGUUUUAGGCUUUGAACUGACUGAGUUACCAUUUCUUUUAGUCGUUAAACCACCUCAAGGGACAAAUUCAGUAGAAGAAGCCUUGCCAGAGGGAUUCAAACAAAGAAUUCAAGAAAAGGGACUGAUUCUUGAUUGUUGGGUGCCACAAUUGGAGGUUUUAAGACACAAAUCAGUUGGUUGUUUCGUGACUCACUGUGGUUAUGGGUCGAUGUGGGAGUCUUUGGUGUUGUGUGAUUGUCAAUUGGUGCUUUUGCCAAGGCCUAUUGAUCACAUUUUUACUGCUAGGCUGAUGGGACAACACCUUAAGGUUGGUGUAGAAGUGGAGAAGGAUGAAAAUGAUAUGUUUACUAAAGAGAAUUUGUGCAAGGCUGUGAAAUGUGUGAUGGAUAAAGAUAACCAAAUCGGUUGUCUCGUGAAAGAGAAUCAUAGGAAAUGGAAGGAACUUCUUUCGAGUCCUGGAUUCAUGAGUAACUACAUCGAUAACUUCAUUCAAGACUUGCAUGGACUUGUAGUUGAAAAUAGUUAGCAGGGUGGAAGCUACGAGUUUGCAUAAUUCAGUGUAUUGUGUUAAGAAAUUUUGCUUAAUAUGUAUGAAUAAUCCAUUUCAAUCGAAUCAGAAUUUAUAAACUCAAAA